CACAAGCUGUAUUCAUCCACAAGCUUCUUCAUUAACAGUCAACAGUUUCACACAGACCUCAUAAAUGGAUAGCAAAGUUGCAGUGUACUGCGCAAUUGCAGCGGUCCUCGGAAUAAUAGCUGCAGCCACCGGUUUCGCAGGGGAAGCAACUAGGGUUAAGGCUUCUGAAGUCUUUAUCGUGCUUGAUUCUUGUGUUUAUCCAAGUAGUCCAGCACUUGCACUUGGAAUCGUAUCAGCUGUGUUCACAAUCAUUACACGAAUUUACAUAAGUGUUUCGUUUGGUGGAUCUGGUUGUUGUCGAAGCGACCCUAAUUCGACCCCAAUUUCAAAACUCCUUUUUGUAUUGUCAUGGGUAGCUUCAGUUAUAGCUGUGAUACUAUUGCUUACAGCUGCAGGACUAAAUAAUAGACAAGGUGGACAGAUUGAUUCAUAUGGUUAUAUUACAUGUUAUGUUGUGAAGCCAGGAAUAUUUGCAGCAGGAGCUAUAUUAGCUCUGUUAAGUGCAGUUUUCGGGAUUGGUGCGUAUCUUACAAUAUCUUCAGCAACACAAGCCGCUACUGGUCCUACAGGUCCACUCCCAGUUGGUGCCGGUGUUGAUCUCGAGAAAUAUCCUCAGCAAUACACUCCUCAGCAGUACACUCAUCAGCAAUACCCUCCUCAGCAGUACCCUGCUCAGCAAUACCCUCCACAACAAUAGAAAAAAUAAUGAGAAAGAAGAUUUACAAAGGUUGUUACUUUGAAGAUAUUUACUUUUUAUGGGUGUGUUGAGUUUCUCGGAUGUUUUAUCUCAGACCCUCAGUUACUAUAUAUGUUUCAGUUUCCUAAAAGUUUGAAGUGUAAUUUAUAGUUCAAUUUUCAGUCCAUCGGUUCUUCCAGUUUGUGUAAGUCAUCGAUUAUUAGAAUAUUUAUUGGAUCGAGAAAUCAUAUAUGAAGCCUUACUUUCAUUCA
Messenger RNA from Lactuca sativa (garden lettuce), 948 nucleotides. Lineage: Eukaryota; Viridiplantae; Streptophyta; Magnoliopsida; Asterales; Asteraceae. The record is from RefSeq and is a predicted model, not a curated record.